Messenger RNA from Anguilla rostrata (American eel), 3345 nucleotides. RefSeq names its product chromobox protein homolog 2-like. Bases 183 to 1802 code for a protein of 539 amino acids. The transcript has 5 exons. Gene Ontology annotation, cellular component: PRC1 complex; heterochromatin. Gene Ontology annotation, biological process: negative regulation of transcription by RNA polymerase II. The record is from RefSeq and is a predicted model, not a curated record. Lineage: Eukaryota; Metazoa; Chordata; Actinopteri; Anguilliformes; Anguillidae.
UUAGGUUGUAGCGGGCGGAGUAAGGAAAAACGGGUCGGAUAAAGGAAAAUGGAUGAAACACAAUAAAUUUUUUAAAUGACGUACCGUAAAACCAAAAGAUAAUUUAGAGGGAUAUAUUUAGUGUUUCAUUGGACAUCCUGUUUUGUUCAUGUUUCAUUAAAAGACAGUACUGCACAAAAGCGAUGAGUGCUGUUGGGGGACAGGUUUUUGACGCGGAAUGCAUCCUCAGCAAACGACCAAAAAAGGGAAAAUUCGAGUAUCUGGUGAAGUGGCGAGGGUGGUCAUCCAAACAUAAUAGCUGGGAGCCUGAGGAAAACAUCCUUGAUCCACGACUAUUGGCUGCGUUCCAUAAGAGGUGUAUUUCUCUCACCUCUGACAUUGAACAGGAAAAGGAAAUUAGUUUAUCCAAACAUGGCAAAAGACCAAGAGGGCGGCCACGAAAAAUUGCGGAAUUGGUUCCAGCAGCGACAAAAUCAAGCGGAUCAUCAUCGUCAUCUAACUCUUCCUUAUUUUCCUCAGCCUCCUCUGAUGAUGAUAAUAUCAGUGCCAAAAAGGUGAAGCCAGGUUCUCGCACAUGUGAUUCUCGCCCUGUUCCGCAGAAGAAACCACAGACUGUGGUGACCAGGGAGGAGCCAGUGAAGAAAAAACGUGGGAGGAAAGCACUGCCUCCAGAGCUCAAUACACGCAAACAGAGCGAGAGAGCUAAAAUGCUCUUAACAGCCCCUUCUAAAGCUUUGCCAAGGGAACCCAAACCUGCCACCAAAAAGCCACUACAACCAGCCAGCUUCACCUACCCAGGCAUGAGCCGGAGCUCCAGGGACCUCUUGGGUGUGCCGAGCAGUGGGUCCUUCACACAGGGUGCCAUUGGUAAAAGCUGCCUGAACCCCACAGGGUCCACACGCAGCAUGACCACAGCCAUCCCUUCCCUCGGCAGAUUUGCUCAGAGCAGGAGCACCUCAGACUUCAAACUCUCAAUCUCUGACAUCAGCAGCAGUGCAGGACUGGACUUGAAGAACACUGCUUCAAAAUCCCUUGGAGUGGCAGCACUUAAUUUAUACAAUUCCAAACAGUGCAGCAGCAGUGUUGGGCAGGGCCAGGGCACUCCCCAGGCACCUGCAGGUUCUUUGAAUGGGCAACAGAAGCAGACUGUUUCAGGGCAGAUGCUCAUACAGCAGGUGUCCAAUGGUAAGCCGGCAGGCCUGUCCAGCAGGAGCCAGGCCCACAGCCUGGAGGCCCUCAACCUGCAGUGUGUCAACAAACCCACACAGGGCAGUUAUCCGGCAGGCAAGGGGUCUGCUGCAGGGUCAACCCUUCAGAGUGCUGCAAGACCUGCACAGAAUGCAGCGGCAGGAAACGAUAACCAGACACGCAGCUUUGUGAAAAAUCUGUCCACUUCAAGCAGCACGCUGUCCGUGAACAUCCAGCCAGAAACUGGGAAGCCCAAAGAAAGGAGCAACGAGGGUACAGUAAGGGAGGCACUCCCUAAGAGGACAGAAAGGGUCCCUGCUAAGAGAAGAGAGGAUGCAUCAUUGUCCAAGAAUGGAGGCGAGCCAGGAAAAGUCCCGAGUCAAAUGAGCACUGGGGAGGUGGGGAAUCGCUCCGGCUCAGACCGACCAGACCCCUCUCCCAAUGGGGGCCAGAGCAUGUCUGUGUCUGUACUGACUAAUCAGGACUGGAAGCCUACACGUAGCCUGAUUGAGCACGUAUUUGUCACAGACAUCACUGCCAACUUGGUCACAGUGACAGUAAAGGAGUCACUGACCAGUGUGGGCUUUUUUGGGAACUGUAACAGCAUGAGUUGACUCUUUGUAUUAAAGUGAGGUGUUGUCCCUUGCCAAAUUGGCAACAUGGGGACAUGGCAUACAUUGCAGAACCAUGAAGGAAGUAGUGCAGAAACAUAGUAGAUCUUUAUUGGUAUGUUGUCCAGUUCUAGCUUUUCUUCAGAACUUAGAAACCAAUAAACUUGGUAGGCCAUUAUUAGUAUUAAGAUGUAUUCACUUUUAAUACUUAUUUUUUGGUUCUUUGUAAGCUCAGAAUACUGCAGCAUUCCUUCAUUUUUAUACACACAAAUCAACCUGUUAAUGUGAACUGGAUUUUUUUGUGAAUGGAACGGUCCAAAAACUACAUAUUUAACAUUCUGUCAGUACUCAAAACUCAGGACUAUUGAAGCAUUUCUUAGUUUCAGUGUAAGGACAAUAAUUACAGUAUCAGGACUAUCCCAUAGUAUAGAUAAUGUAUCUCCAGCUACUUCCCUUGCUGAGAAUGGAAAGGAUGUAUUCCUCAGCUCCCCUGAUGAUGUGUGCAGCUCUGUUUGGUGCUUCUGAAAGUGGGGAGAAAACACAAAAUCCACAACAGCUUAACUCUGGGAAGGCUGGCUAUGAGGAAAAUCACCAAUACUCUCCGUAUCAGCACUUUGUUUCACUUCAGUACUUAAAAACAGUUUUGAACUGUGCCUGCUGGAAAGAUGUUAUAAAUGAAUUUUUGGUACGGUCUUGUUAAUUUCUAGCAUGAUCUAUUCAUACUGCGUUUUGGAACUGUAGGUAAAAAAACAUACAUUAGUUCGAAUUAUAGCAGCUCUUGCUCAAAGAUAUGGACAGAACUGUAGGAACAAAAACAAAAAAGAUUAUGUGUUUAAGACAUUUUCUUCCAUGGGAUAUGCCCUGAAAAUAAAUGGCAAUUAAAGAAAUUGAAAAGAAAACAAUCUGAAUUUUAACAGGCUAACUCAACAGAAACUGUCGAUCUAAUGAAAUUGAAAAGUUGCUGAUCAGUGCAGGAUUUUAAGUAUUGCAUUUAAACCUCUGACAACGCAUUGUACCCUGAUCAAUCAGAUAAGCCGUAAUCAGUGAAGUAAAGAAAUCGAUACCUUGUUUUACUGAGAUUACUUUUUACGGUGAUUAACUGUACUUAUCUUGUGCAUGUAAUUUAAUUAGAUCUAUUUUAACAUUUACAGUUAUAGACUGUUCGGCAGGCCAGUCUUUGGACACAGAACAAUGCCACCAACAAUAUAAUUCUAAAAAUAAAACAUGCAUUUAGUGCUAUCAUUGAAAUUUGGAUCUUUCCAUUUCCCUUCUCGAAGAGAAAAUGAUUCCUUUGUGUAGGCUCGGUGAGUGAGUCUGGUCCAAUGUUUUCAUUUGUAUGAUGACAGUGGCUGGACUUGUUGCCGGGAUUACGGUUGUUGCAUUUGUGGGGGUCACAUUCUGCAUCGUAUGGAGAAGGGAAAUGCAACAAAUCUGUCAGAUGCAGAACCUGUCCUUGGUAUUCCAAAGACAAAUUUCAGAAGUAAGCUGUAAGAUUUACUCAUUAAGAUGUGUUGUAAAAUUAAUCUCAUUAAAUUAUUUAAUAAUA